Dichotomopilus funicola is the source of this 423-nucleotide messenger RNA. RefSeq lists its product as uncharacterized. NCBI's taxonomy places the organism in Eukaryota, Fungi, Ascomycota, Sordariomycetes, Sordariales, Chaetomiaceae. The record is from RefSeq and is a predicted model, not a curated record. Bases 1 to 423 code for a protein of 140 amino acids. The transcript has a single exon.
AUGGCAAUGGGACCCAAACACCCAGACCCGGACGUUCUCGCGCCCUACUGGGACGCAUCAGCGGGCACGUGGCACCCUAUUUCGAAGCAGCCCAUUAGCGAGCCGAAAGUGUCGGAAAUUUUGGUGCAGAUGCGGGAUGUGAUGGAGUGGGAGAGGACCUGGAAGGAGUUGCAUUGGGAGUGUCAGUUGGAUGAUAAUCGGCUUGAGUAUUACGAGCAGCAGGGGGAUGGGUUGUGCCAUGGUUGUGAUGUGCCGGAGGGGGGAUAUUUUGGGCGCGCUUGGGACGUCAACCGGUCGACACGGCCCUUUGGCUCAAGAGACGGAGCUGAUGGUUCGCGAGGGAAUUAUGCACUGGCUGAGCUUGGAGAAGCGGGAGGAAUGGGUGCGGAACAUCAAGAAGCAGCCGGCGCCAGGCUGGAUUAA